Messenger RNA from Nakaseomyces glabratus, 2895 nucleotides. RefSeq names its product ATP-dependent RNA helicase NAM7 (gene NAM7). Gene Ontology annotation, biological process: nuclear-transcribed mRNA catabolic process, nonsense-mediated decay. Gene Ontology annotation, cellular component: cytoplasm. Gene Ontology annotation, molecular function: RNA helicase activity; ATP binding; zinc ion binding. The record is from RefSeq and is a predicted model, not a curated record. NCBI's taxonomy places the organism in Eukaryota, Fungi, Ascomycota, Saccharomycetes, Saccharomycetales, Saccharomycetaceae.
AUGAACUUUCCAGCGGAAUCGAACGAUCCAGAGUUAGCCAUCUUAGCGGACUUGGAAGAUGCGGAGGAGCUAGAGUUUAUGCAGGAGGUGCAAGGCAACUUGCAAGUGGAGCCAGUGGAGAGACAGGCGGAGGGCCAUGCGUGUGCGUACUGUGGUAUUGAUGCGCCAACGAGUGUUAUCAAGUGUAACUCGUGCAGCAAGUGGUUUUGCAACUCGAAGAACGGGACUGUGAACUCGCACAUCAUAAACCACUUGAUUCUGUCCCACCACCACUCGGUGUCCUUGCACCCGGAGUCUGACCUGGGCGAUACGGUGUUGGAGUGUUACAACUGUGGUUGCAAGAACGUAUUCGUGUUGGGCUUCGUCUCAGCCAAGAGCGAGGCCGUCGUGGUGUUGCUGUGCAGAAUCCCCUGUGCGCAGAGCAAGAAUCCCAACUGGGACACCGAUCAGUGGCAGCCGUUGAUAGAGGAGAAGCAGUUCUUGUCGUGGGUCGCUGAACCUGCGUCGGAUGAGGAGAUCAAACUGAAGGCGAAGCUGAUUACGCCCAGCCAGAUCAGCAAGCUGGAGAACAAAUGGAGAUCAGACAAAUACGCUACCAUGGACGACGUGCAAGACGAAUCCAAGAAGGUUCAGGACGACAUACUGGCGGGUAUAGGUGAAGAGGAGGAUAUACCGCCUCUGCUGCUGAGAUACCAGGACGCUUACGAAUAUCAGAGAUCCUACGGGCCCUUGAUCAAGCUGGAGGCCGAUUACGAUAAGCAGUUGAAGGAGUCCCAAGCAUUAGAACAUAUCAGUGUCGAAUGGUCUCUAGCUCUGAAUAAUAGGCACUUGGCAUCCUUUGCACUAUCUACAUUUGAAUCAAGUGAAUUGAAAGUCGCAGUAGGUGAUGAGAUGAUUUUGAGCUAUUCUGGUAUUCAAGGUGAAGAUUGGAAAGGAACCGGUUUUAUUGUCCGUUUACCAAACAGUUUCAAAGAUAUGUUUACUCUAGAGUUAAGGCCUAGUAAGACACCUCCACCAACUCACCUAACCACUGGAUUUACUGCCGAGUUUAUAUGGAAAGCUACAUCAUAUGACAGAAUGCAAACUGCCCUAAAAAACUUUGCAGUGGACAAAAAAUCCAUUUCAGGUUAUCUUUACUAUAAGAUUCUGGGCCAUCAAGUUGUGGAUUUACACUUUGACGUGCCUAUGCCAAAGGAGCUUUCUCUACCAGGCUACACUAAGCUAAAUGCUUCUCAAUCUAAAGCUGUAGAGCACGUCUUACAGAGACCACUGUCCCUGAUCCAAGGUCCACCAGGUACAGGUAAAACUGUUACAUCAGCCUCUAUUGUGUAUCAUCUAUCAAAAAUUCGCAAGGAUAGAAUACUGGUUUGUGCACCUUCUAACAUUGCUGUCGAUCAUCUUGCUGCAAAGCUAAGAGAUUUAGGUUUGAAAGUCGUCAGGGUUACAGCCAAGAGCAGAGAAGAUGUAGAAAGUUCUGUUUCAUCUCUAGCUCUUCAUAAUUUGGUUGCCAAAGGUGCUAAAGGUGUAUUGAAGAAACUUUUGAAAUUGAAGGAAGAAGCCGGUGAACUCUCUGCCCGUGAUACAAAGAGGUUUAUUAGCUUAGUCAAGAAGACAGAAAAGAGCAUCUUGGAACAGGCGGAUGUUGUCUGUUGCACAUGUGUUGGUGCAGGCGAUAGACGUUUAGAUAUGAAAUUCAGAACUGUUCUUAUUGAUGAGAGUACUCAAGCAUCUGAACCUGAAUGUCUGAUACCUAUUGUUAAGGGUGCUAAGCAAGUUAUCUUAGUUGGUGAUCACCAACAAUUAGGUCCAGUUAUUUUGGAAAGAAAAGCUAGUGAUGCUGGUUUAAAGCAAUCUCUUUUCGAACGUUUGAUCUCCUUGGGGCAUAUUCCAAUUAGAUUAGAGGUUCAAUAUCGUAUGAAUCCUUUUUUAAGUGAAUUCCCAAGUAACAUGUUCUAUGAGGGUAGUUUGCAGAAUGGUGUUACGGAGGAGCAAAGAACUUUGGCCAACAGUACUUUCCCAUGGCCUAUUAAUGGUAUACCAAUGAUGUUCUGGGCCAAUUAUGGUUCUGAAGAAAUGUCUGCAAACGGUACAUCAUAUUUGAAUAGAACAGAAGCCAUGAACUGUGAGAGAAUUAUAACAAGACUCUUCCGUGACGGUGUUAAGCCCGAACAAAUUGGUGUGAUUACACCAUAUGAAGGUCAGCGUGCUUAUGUCUUGCAAUACAUGCAAAUGAACGGUGCGUUGGACAAGGAGUUGUAUUCUAACGUGGAAGUUGCAUCAGUGGAUGCAUUCCAAGGUCGGGAAAAGGAUUUCAUUAUUCUUUCCUGUGUGCGUGCUAAUGAACAGCAAAUGAUUGGUUUCCUGAGAGACCCACGUCGUCUAAAUGUUGGUCUCACCCGUGCAAAAUACGGUUUGAUUAUUUUAGGUAAUCCAAGAUCUCUUUCAAGGAAUACGUUGUGGAACCACCUGUUGUUACAUUUCAGACAAAAAGGUUGUUUGGUAGAAGGUGUUCUGGAAAACUUACAAGUUUGUACUGUGCCAUUGACCAGACCUAACGUCAAGAAAAAUCGUUCAACUGAUUACAAUUACAAUUUUGGUGUGGAAAUGGGCGAUUUGCCAAACACCAACGAUAUGGAUACCCAGAGUUUGCUAUCAUUCGGUGGACAAGCUGGGAACUUCAGUAAUCUUUUCUCCAAUGACUCCGAGUUCAAUAACUACUUGAAUAACGAAUACUGGAACUAUACACGUAACGGAAAGAAUGCGAAACCGUCUGCUCAAAACUUUGAAAGCAAUACAUACUCUAAUGAAGGUCCUACACUAAACUCUAACUAUGCUCAGGAAUUGGCAAGAGAACAGGAGAGUGUGAGGAAUACAUUACAAUCUUUGGAGUUUUGA